GGCAGUCAGUUUUCUCAACAGGGCAGCCAGGGAGCAGCCUCUCUUAAUGUCGUAAACAACUCGAGCACUAGCAGCAGCAACACUUUUAGCGGUUCUCACCACGAAAGUGCAGGUCUGCAGAGACAUCCGCCGCAAACCGUGAUGUUUAAAUCGCCCGCGUCCAUGAUACACAACGCGACAAAUCAUCCUGUG
This is a messenger RNA of Amoebophrya sp. A25, 192 nucleotides long. NCBI's taxonomy places the organism in Eukaryota, Dinophyceae, Syndiniales, Amoebophryaceae. The record is from the annotation of a GenBank genome assembly.